AUGGUCGUUUCAACGGUUGUCAUUGUUGUUGGUGAUGUCAAAGACAGGACGGAAACGGCGACAGGCCCGACGCGCCGAGAUCUCGAUCUCGACGAUCUCAGAUCGUCGAGAUGCGGCAGAGGCUUGUCGGACAUGGCUAUGACCACUUGCGAUGACCUCCACCACCAGGCCAGUUUUAAGAUGAAGCACCAAGAUCAGACCUCACAACGGUUCCGGAGCCUCCAAACAGAAGCGAGCCGAGAAAGAGAUGUGUUCCGGCACCUGCAUCCUUGGACGCAUGAGUUUCGCUGCACCGCGCUGCAUCGCAAUGCAUUUCCCGGAGGCGCCAGCGGUGAGGCCAGCGCGCCGAUGACCAUGGCGGAAGCGGAGCCAUGUCCAGACACAGCAUUGAUCGCGUUCGCAUCAUUGGUAUGCCAUCGACUGGCAGCCCGACGGUGUUUUGUAAACCUCUUGUCCACUUCGUCCGAAUACAUCUUGGCCGAGGCGAGCAGGUCGACUUCCCUGCWGUACAAUAGUGUUGAAGACGUGGCAAAGGACACGCCAUGGCUAGGCACAUGUAGUUUCUUGAGGGAAGAAGGCAUGGCGAGCAGCGCAAUGGAUGGCUGGAGAAGGGCUCGAAGCGGGCGUGAAGCACCCACCGAGGAUGGCUAUUACUAUCAACAGGGCAUGUCGCCGCACUGGCACAUCAUCAGCGAUGUCAGAGGGAGUCAGCAGACCCACCACGGCUUUCUGCGAUGUAGUCCCUGGACCGUCCGCUUUUACGCCGCCGUUCCUUUACGCUCUGCCACAGGCUCUGUCCUGGGGUGCUUGACCAUAGUGGACGACGCACCUCGAUAUGGACUCAGUGCUGGCGAGCUGUCAUUCAUGGAGGACAUCUCAGACACAAUCUGUCAGCAUCUCGAUGCUGUCGUGGUACGCUCGCAACGCAGGCGUAGUGAACGCCUCAUCCAAAGUUUGGGACUGUUCAACAAUGGCAAGUCAAGUUUGCGUCAAUGGUGGCUAAAUCAGGAAACCUCACGAAUUGCCACUGCCGGUAGGCAUGCUAAACAGCGAACGGAGCAGGCGAGUAAGGACGCCGCGGACGCAGAGUUUGGAACCAACGUCUCAUCAUCGUCGUUGACGGGACCCUCCAGUGCUCACGACGAGGUAGCUUCGAACGUCGAUUCUGAUAGCGAAAUGGACAAAGGCGAUGGGGAUGGCGAUCCCGUUACGGCCACAGCUUCCACUCUACGUAACGAUGUCGCCGGCGUAGCUCGCAAAGAGGCCAAAGUGUCAACCCAGGAUUUUGGCGCAAGCAAGGACACACCACGCGCUCCAAUGUCGAAGCUUCUGCUGGAGCCCAGUUCGGGUCGACAUGGAAAGCGACGCAAAUUGAACAGCGGAAUGCCAGAUGGAUCCAAUUUCGAUCUGGAGGCUGCCAGUCGUCACACGUACUCGCGUGCCAGUCAACUAAUACGGCAAGCUCUUGGUGCAGAUGGCGUCGUGUUCUUGAAUGCAACCGCCGCCCAUAGCAAGAAGCGACAUGAUAUUGUUCCCAGUUUGAAGCAUGAGAGUAGUGACGCUAGCUCACAUUCCCAACCGCGAAGCUUAAGUGACAAUGAAACCUCAGAAGCAUCUGCAUCCUCCAACGACCGCCACUGUUUGAUCGAAGCCUUUUCUACCAGAGAUCUUUCUAGCCUCCACCAUGAAGACACUGCUUAUCGCUUCGACAUAUCGGAAUCUUUCCUCGCCUCCCUCAUACGCCGUAAUCCAAACGGCAAAAUAUUCAACUUUUGUCGAGACGGAGCAUGCUAUUCAAGUUCGGGCGAAGACAAUUCAGCUUCUGGAUCGAACUCCGAAUCCCACGCCAAAAAUUUCCGCACCCCAAGGGAUGGCAGGCGAUUGGGCAAAGUCAUGGUUGGUGCCAAGACGAUCGCGUUCUUUCCACUGUGGGACGAAGCUCAAGACAGAUGGUCUUCGGGAAUGUUUGUUUGGUGCACAACCCCUCUUCGCUUCUUCCAACCGGCAGAGGACAUCAUAUACCUUGCAUCCUGGAGCCAUUCGAUAAUCGCCGAGUUGGGUAGGUUGCAGACCUUGGCUGCAGACCGCGCCAAGUCGACCUUUAUUUCAAGCAUUUCACAUGAGCUCAGGACUCCAUUGCACGGCGUGUUGGCUAGCGUUGAGUUCCUAGAGGAGACUGAGCUUACAGCAUUUCAAGGAGAAAUGUCAAAUACAAUAGGUAUGGCCGGAAAAGCCCUGCUUGCUACGAUCGACAACGUGCUCGAUUACGCCAAAAUCUCGAGCUUCACCAGAGCGCAGAACAGGCAACGCCAGGGUGCGGAUGCUUUAAAUUACACCACCAACGAUUCCAAAGUCGACUCCGCCGAGAUGGGCGUUACGGCAAACGUAGACUUAGCGCUGCUUACCGAAGAGGUUGUCGAGACUGUCGUCAACGCUUACAGAUUUCGAAAAACACGCAUGGAAAGUCCUUCAGUACCAUCCGUUGCAAUUAACAUUGGGCGUCGCUCUAACUGGAUGGUGAAGAUUCAGCCCGGCAGUUGGACACGGAUAUUAAGUAACCUCGUGGGAAAUGCGUUGAAAUACACACCCGCAGGAUUGAUUGCAGUACGGCUAGACACAAGAGAGCACGUAACAGAUGGUUCUAGUAUUGAACACAUUCGACUGGAGGUCCAGGAUACUGGUAUAGGCAUGACACAGCAGUUCCAGAGGCAGCUAUACACUCCGUUCAAGCAGGCCAAUAGCCAUGCUUCAGGAACCGGCCUCGGCCUGUCUAUCGUGCGACGUAUCUGCAAAGAUAGUGGGGCACAUUUGAACAUUACCAGCAAGCUCGGCGAAGGAACAUGUGCCACAGUCGACCUUCAAGCACAUUUCAUCGCGGGGUCUGUGGCUUCUGCAGUUCCGAGUUUGAAGGUGGAUUGCUUCCAUUUGUUUACACCCACAAAAGAGGCUCACCUUUCUCCGCGAUCAGUAGCACCUAGUGUGGUGCAGGCGGCAAGGGACUGGCUGGACUGCGAGGUAUCCAAAGGACCGACGAGCGAUAAAGACGGAGGAUCAGUUGUAUACGCGAUCGCGGAGGAAGACUUGUCGACAUGGGCAAGCCAGGGUACCCCACGAUGGAAAGAGAAGACACCAUCACACGUCCUUGUGCUUGGUUCAAGCAUGCGUUCCGUUACUUUUGAAGCGCCCUCCCAAGAGCUUCCAUUCGUACCCUUAUUCGUACAUCAGCCGAUUGGUCCGCAAAAGCUUCUCCGAGCUAUCAGGAAUGAUCAAAGCUCGACGGGAAUGAUUUCGACACAUCCACGGCGUCAGACAGCUAGCUUGCUUGAGUAUGGAGCUGGUGCUGCUGACAGGCCUCCCAGUAUGGAUCGUAUGCCUGCAGAAUUCUUUCCUUGGAACAAGAAACCCCGACUCGGGCCGUUCUCGGCUGGACCGCCUAGUGUGCUCAACUCUGCUACCACGGAGCGCUCCAACUCGAUCGAUAGCACAGCAUGGCACGAGCAUACUGGAGGGAAUGGUGCUCGAGAUACAGUUCUCUUAGUCGAGGAUAACGAAGUGAACUUGAAGCUAUUGAUGGCUCUCAUGCGCAAACUCAAAUACAAUUUCCUCUGCGCUGUGAACGGUCGCGAGGCAGUGAACAUAUACCGCGACAGAGCGCCGUCAAUACUGCUUGUGCUGAUGGAUGUUAGCAUGCCGGUAAUGGAUGGACUUACCGCAACAGUCAAGAUACGCGAAACGGAACACAAGCGAAAGCUCCCGCGUUGUCACAUUGCAGCUCUCACUGGCGUUACAAGCGAGGACGCCCAGCAGCAGGCUUUCACAAGCGGGGUAGAUGAUUUCUACUCAAAGCCCGUUGGAAUGAAAGAAGUGAAGGAGUUGCUUAGGAAGUUGGAGGUCGGUAAUGACUCCAAACCAUGA
Molecule: messenger RNA, 3915 nt
Organism: Ramularia collo-cygni
Lineage: Eukaryota; Fungi; Ascomycota; Dothideomycetes; Mycosphaerellales; Mycosphaerellaceae
Exons: 8
Coding region: 1-3915 (1304 amino acids)
Biological process (GO): protein autophosphorylation; phosphorelay signal transduction system
Molecular function (GO): phosphorelay sensor kinase activity; histidine phosphotransfer kinase activity
Source: RefSeq, a predicted model, not a curated record